This is a messenger RNA of Stegastes partitus (bicolor damselfish), 2118 nucleotides long. Its product is annotated as immunoglobulin superfamily containing leucine-rich repeat protein 2-like. NCBI's taxonomy places the organism in Eukaryota, Metazoa, Chordata, Actinopteri, Pomacentridae. The record is from RefSeq and is a predicted model, not a curated record. Gene Ontology annotation, molecular function: protein binding. Bases 1 to 2118 code for a protein of 705 amino acids. The transcript has a single exon.
AUGGCCGCCGCAGACGUCUUCUUCUUCACUUUGUGGAUCGCUGCCGUCCUCACCCCUGCACUCAGCUGCCCUGAGCUCUGCGCGUGUGCAGAUAAGUACGGCCGCCAUUUUGCUGAAUGCUCCUACAGAGACUUGGUUGAAGUCCCAGACGGUUUACCUCCAAAUGUUACAACUGUGAGUCUCUCCGCUAACAAAAUCAGUUUGAUCCCAGUGGGGAGCUUCGAUAACGUGACCCGGGUGACCUCUCUGUGGAUGGCCCACAACGAGAUCGUCUCCAUCGAGCACGGGACCCUCUCGCCUUUGGUUCACCUGCGCAACUUUGACAUCAGCUACAAUAAAAUCGUAGACUUCCCCUGGGAGGACCUGCAGAACCUCACGGGUCUGUAUCUGCUGAAGAUGAACCACAACGAGAUGGUCCACCUGCCGAGGGACGCCUUCGCCAACCUCAAAGACCUGAGAUCCCUCCGACUCAACAACAACAAGUUUGUGACCAUAGCUGAGGGGACGUUCGACGGUUUGGUGGCUUUGUCGCAUCUGCAGAUUUACAGCAACCCCUUCGCCUGCACCUGCUCCCUGGACUGGCUCAGAGACUGGAUCUCCACAACCACCAUCUCAGUGCCGGAGCAGAAUCUGAUCAUCUGCGCAACGCCCGAGAAACUGAAAGGAGAAGUGAUCGGGAAGCUGCCUGAGUCAAAGUGUAUGAGCCCGAAUGUAAUAAUACGAACUGAGCCGAACGCAAAACUCCACGAGGACAGUAAAGUGGUUCUGACUUGUGAGUUCAAAGGAAACCCAAAACCGCUGGUCAUCUGGGACAUUCACAGCAGAAGCCUGAAACAAGAGGUGCCUUUGUUGUUUACUGAGGACGACUCCGUAGAGUCUCAAGAGGAAUCCUUAAUGUCCCACGGCUCUGUUAAAGUCUUUAAUAACGGGACUCUUCUCAUUUCAAAGCUCCGGAAGGAAGAUGGCGGCAACUACAGCUGCUCCGCUACCAAUGAGUUUGGCAGAGACGAGGAUUCGGUGCUAGUUGAGGUCGUGGCGUCGCUAAAACCGACACCUGUUUUGGAAACAACCACAGCAACAACUCACGCUCAAACAAACCCACCUAUACAGCAAACAACAGAAAAAACAUCCAGCUCUGUUCGUGUCCCUGUUUUAAAGAGAAAAGUCAUCGUACCCACUCCUUCUCCGACUGCAGACAUCAAGACUUACGAGGAUGAAACAAGACAUCCGCCACAUUCGAGCAAAUGCGGCUUGACGGCGAACACGAGAUACGUUUCAAGCCACGUCUCCAACGGCAGCCUGGACGACAUCAAGCAGUACACAUUCGACUUUGGUGUGAUCGCAUUAGGGGUGUCAGAAACUGAGGCAACAGUGCGACUCAAUCCUCUACUCAUACCCAGAGACAAGAGCGCCAACGGGGCCGCCGUCGCCACGCCUGACAGCGCCGAGGCCGACAGCGAAGAGCACGACGGCCUCUCAGACGCCUCCGAAGAAGUCCACUCGAAUGGCUUGUAUUUGUGCGUCACUGCCGACCGCAAACACUCGGCGGUGCAGUGGUCGAGGAUCGAAGAGGGCGUCAACAUGUACCUGUUCAGCGGUUUGCGCCCCGGCACCAACUACUCGCUGUGUCUGACCUACCGAGGGGAGGACUGCGAGGUCCAGGUGCUGUUCACCACCAGGAGGAGGGUCCCCAACCUGCUCAUCAUCAUCUCCGUCAGCAUCUGCCUCCUCACCGUGUCCACUGUGCCGCUGCUCGGCGCCACCUGCUUCCACCUGGUGUACAAGUACCGCAGCAAGACCUACAAGCUGAUCCUGAAGGCCAAAGACCAGUACCACAUGGAGAGGAACCUCACCGCCAACUUCAACCUCCACGCUCCGCACACCGACUCCCAGAGGAAGAUCAACGGCAGCCAGCUUGACGAGGAGGAGGGCGAGACGGAGAGCGUGGACGAGGACAAAGAGGCCGACACGGAGGAAAGUGUGGUGACCGAGUCUUUUAGUUUGUCUCAGUGCAGGAAUUUAGACGACUGCGAGGUGGGAUCAGAGUACAGCGACCGGCUGCCUUUGGGAGCUGAAGCAGUGAAUAUUGCAAGCAGCUACAAAUACCCCAAUCAGUAA